Messenger RNA from Cylicostephanus goldi, 363 nucleotides. The record is from the annotation of a GenBank genome assembly. Lineage: Eukaryota; Metazoa; Nematoda; Chromadorea; Rhabditida; Strongylidae.
AUGCUUUGUGAAGGGUCUACGGACAUGAGAGACAGGAUGGGAGAAGCUCAGAUCAUUCAGAAAAUUGUUGAGACUAAAGAUGAAGGGGCUCUGAACUGCAGACUAUUGGCAGCUUUUGCGCAAGAAGCCUGGGGUCGGGCCGCUUUGAGAGAGUUUGGUGCCCUUGAUUUUCUUAUUUCACGGUUGUCUUCCACUACUGCAACUUCCGCUGAACGUCUAGCUAUAGUACAACCAUUACGACAUUUCGUCCACGAUACUAAUGGUAUGGCUUUUCUUGCCCGCAACCGGCUUUUUGUGGAUACUGUGGUGAAGGAUGUGAACGAGUUUAUAGCCAGUAAUAAAGUCGUUUGUGAGAACACCUGA